AAAAGGGCGUCCUGCCCCCAAUCGCGUAAAGACGCAGUGACAUAUGCAUGAAUGGAACCAUAAAGCGCGCACAGUCCCUCAGCUCCUACUCCUAAUUACUCUACCCAAGUGCGAACCUCUCCAAGUCCACGUUGGAUCCGAAAGACAUGCUCUCAAACGCGAGCUUCUUGUUGCAUUCGUACACGAGGAGUCUCAACUUGACGCACGGCUCUCAUUUCAGAAACGAGACUUUGCUGGUUCAUGCCUGGAAAGAAAGAAUUACUUUACCAAUAUUUAUGUUUGCUGGAGGCGCCAUUGGGAAUAUAAUAGCAAUCGUCGUCCUGUCGAUGUCCAGACAAGAGAGGAAAAGUUCCGCAUUCUACACUCUGGUGUGCGGUCUGGCAGUGACCGACCUGCUGGGCACAUGUCUGGCCAGCCCGUUGACCAUCGCCAACUACUUGGACCGACAGGUGCUCCAAGGCGGGACCCUGUGCGACUUCCACUCCUUUUUGCUGCUUUUUUUCAGUCUGACUGGCCUGAGCAUCAUUUGCGCCAUGGCAGCGGAGCGCUACCUGGCAAUAUGCUGCCCCUACUUGUACCAGCGGUGGGGGGUGGACCGCCGAUUUGCGCAAACCUUCUUGACGUCCAUGUACGCCACUAACGUCCUUUUCUGCUGUCUCCCGAUGACGGGCGCGGUGAGGAGCAGGUUGCAACCGUCCCAAACGUGGUGCUUCGUUGACUUAAGGACCCCCGAGCCCGUGGCCGCGGUGUACUCGGUCCUGUACGGCGCGGUGAGCGUGCUGCUCAUCGUGGGCACCGCCGCGCUCAACGUGGCCGUGUGCGGCGCGCUGCUGCUCAUGCGUCGGAGGAGCGUGCGGAGGAGGACCGAGAGCCGCAGGAGCAGUGUGCGGGACAGGUGGAGGGCGCUCUCUUCUGCUGCGGAGAUCCAGAUCAUGACCGUGCUGGUGAUGACAUCGCUCGUUGUGGUGGCCUGUUCGGCUCCACUGGUGGUCCGUGUGUUCGCCAACCGUCUCAUGCUGAAAGAUGACUCAGAAGCCGACCUGGCCGCCAUCCGGAUCGCGUCCGUUAACCCCAUCCUAGACCCCUGGAUCUACAUCCUUCUCAGGCGGUCUCUGUUUCGCAGACUACUAAGUCUGUCCAGACAAUGUCGGACUCGCAGCAGUAGCGUCCUGCUCACACAAGGGCGUCUCUUUUAUUCUGAACACGCUAAGGACAGCCAUGCGUUCAGUCAAAUGAUGCACGCUAGUCUUAGAAUUUCCUUUCCUGAUGACUGUCUCAGUGCCAGACAUUCACAUUGUAGCUCUUAAAUUCAUAGACUGAAGGCUGGUGCUUAUUAUUUAAUUUGAAGGAGGCGCACAGACACUUUUGUUACUUUUGAAAAAGGACAUUAGGCUGCAUGGAAAUGAUCCCAUCCAUUUUCUUGAACACUGCGGGUCAGAAGGAGGCUGAUGUCCCAGCUGAUGGGGUACACACUGAUCACCUGUCAAAUCACAGAACUGACUCACAGAGACAGACAACCAUUCCCACCCAUGCUAUAAAGAGUCUUCAGUGUACAUAAACAUCCAAUUGUACUAGUAUUGGAUGUUUAAGGACAAUAUGAUGACAUACAUGCUUACAGUGAAGUGUAAAAAGAAGGAAAGAAGGUAAGGCCGAAUAUUUAUUUCGUGCCAUACACUCACCCAGCAUUGUCUUGACUCUAAUUUUGCGUGUGUAUUUUCCUCAUGUUGCAUCACUCAUCAAACCCCAUGCAGCAUAUCACAUUGCUGAGAAUCAGUCGGUUGAGUUGCACAUCCCAGGACAAGACUUUGGUUCAUCCUGAAGAGAUGCUGAUGUUUUAGCUCAAAGUACAAACCGACAUGUUAGAUCUUUACGGGAUGGGAGUAAAAAUAAACAUCAACUAUGAUGUCUGUAGUUUUACCUUCUAUAUAAUUUAAACCACAUUAAUAUAAGAUUACAACUCCAAAUUUCCUGUCGCUCCAGCUUUGGACACACUCUCUAGAUCAGGAAGUUAAACAGAGCGGGAGUCCAAUACCUCAGGGCAAAUCCAUGGACAUUCUUAAAUAAAAUCAGAUGUUUAUUUACGGUACUUAAAUAAUGUGUCCAGUGUGCCAUCCAUUCAAUUAUUAUGAAGUAACAACGCUCUCAAGCUUGGUUUGGGGAGAGAGCAUUCUGUCGAUUGUGUUUCAUCUGCAUCGUAUGUUUUUAAGUGGAGUGAUCGAACCAGAUGUGCACUCUUAAUGUUUUCCUACGAAGGGAAGGAGGUUUGUAGUAUUGUUGCAACUCAAACUUGAAGCUGACGUAUGGUGAGUGGUUUCUCAAUCUAACAAACCAACUGACAUUCAGUGAUACGCAAAGACUAAGGUCAUUUGUGCGUGCCUUAUUUGGAAGUACAUGGUUUCAUUGCCUGGAUUAUUUUCUUCACAAGUCCAUUCUUUUAUAGCCGCAGAUUGAUGUCAUUUGUUGCUACCCAAACCCUGAAAUUGCAUUUAUGCAAGGAAAAACAUUUGGUCGACUUCAAUAUUCUAUUUAUUUAGUUUAACAUUUAAAAAUAGCAUUUUUGAUUAGAAGCAGAGACAACGGCUCAUAGCUGCACUGCUGUAAAACAACAUUUUGUACCUUAACAACCAUAAAUAAAAAUCUAUAACCUUAGCCAGGUAAAAACCUCACACAAAAAGAAUAAUCAUACAAGUUUACAAACAAUCCAACUCGUUAUUAACACGGACUGUACAUCCCAGUGAGCAACCUCGGUUCCGUGAAAAUGAGCAGAUAUCCAAAUAGCAUCCACGAGACUUGAUAAUGACAAUCAGAAAAUUAUAGGAUCAACUUUAAUGACAUGGCAAAACCUCUGUGGCCUUUUUGUUUUUGGCAACAUGAUCAAGGAACACAAUAUGAGUAGUACUUAUAAA
Molecule: messenger RNA, 2906 nt
Organism: Hippocampus zosterae (dwarf seahorse)
Lineage: Eukaryota; Metazoa; Chordata; Actinopteri; Syngnathiformes; Syngnathidae
Product: prostaglandin E2 receptor EP4 subtype-like
Exons: 2
Coding region: 147-1307 (386 amino acids)
Biological process (GO): cellular response to prostaglandin E stimulus; negative regulation of inflammatory response; adenylate cyclase-activating G protein-coupled receptor signaling pathway
Cellular component (GO): plasma membrane
Molecular function (GO): prostaglandin E receptor activity
Source: RefSeq, a predicted model, not a curated record